Molecule: messenger RNA, 4405 nt
Organism: Pelobates fuscus (common spadefoot toad)
Lineage: Eukaryota; Metazoa; Chordata; Amphibia; Anura; Pelobatidae
Gene: NFRKB
Product: nuclear factor related to kappaB binding protein
Exons: 26
Coding region: 134-3907 (1257 amino acids)
Cellular component (GO): Ino80 complex
Molecular function (GO): protease binding
Source: RefSeq, a predicted model, not a curated record
CUACAGUUUGUUUCCGGGUUAGCGACUUCCGGUGUCAGGAGCGGAAACCGGCGGUGGGGAGGAUGGUCCCCGGGGCUGGAGUUGGGUCUGGGGGUCCGAUACCGGGCUGUGCGGAAACCAACGUUAAUUGACAAUGGAUUCCCUUGAUCCUAUGCUGACGGACCCGUUGGAUUUGGGGCCAAGUGUAGAGAAUAAUGGAACAGGAAUCAUGGAAGAAUGUCUUCUGAGGGGAACGAGAGUCAGUCUACCUGAAGACCUUCUGGAAGAUCCUGAGCUGUUCUUUGAUGUGGUCAGUUUGGACACUUGGCAGAAUGUCCUAUCUGACUCUCAGAGGGAACAUCUCAAACAGUUCCUUCCAUCCUGUCCGGAGGGCAAUGACGAGCACCAGGAGGAGACAAUCAAGUCACUCUUCAGAGGAGACAACUUUCGGUUUGGUAACCCCCUUCAAAUUGCACAGAAGCUAUUCCGGGAUGGGCAUUUUAACCCAGAAGUGGUGAAGUAUCGACAGCUUUGCAUUAAAUCCCAGUACAAGCGCUACGUCACCUCUCAGCAGCAAUACUUUCAUACCUUGCUAAAACAGAUCCUGGCUUCACGAAAGGUGCUGCUAGAUCUGGCAAGAAAAAAUGGCCCUGACCUGAUGAUGAAAAGAAAGCCUCCAUCAGCAAGAACCAUGCCCGAAGAGAAGGAGAGAAGAGCCCAACGCAGAUACCUGAAGAUUCUCCGCGAGGUGCAGGCCGAAUGUGGGGACAGCACGUUGUCCUCCGAGGAGGAAGAUUUAACUUCCUGGCUGCCAGGGUCUCCCAGCCAAUCACCAAGUGCUGCUGUACCUGUCCGUGUUGUUCCCACACUCUCCACCCAGGACAUGAAAUCUGCAGACAAACAGGAGUUCAACAACGAUGAUUUAAAGCUGAUGCUGAGAAGACAUUGUGAAAAGCGUAAACGUCAGCCGGAUCACCCUGAUCUUAUGACAGAUGACUUGACAUUGAAUGAUAUCAUGUCUCGCGUGAAUGUCGGAAGGAAGGGAUCCCUGGCAGCACUUUUUGACCUGGCUACAAUGAAGAAACGUGUGAAGGAAAAAGAUGAGAAGAAGAAAAAAAAACUGAAGACCAUAAAAACCGAGGUGGAAGAUUAUCCUGAGAUACCUGAUGUGCCCGAUGUGAUGCCUCCCCUCCUACCCCUGGAGACUCCCCCUGUUAGCUUGGCAGCUGUGAAGGAAGAACCAAUGGAAGACGUAAAGCCCCCUCUCGCCUUUAAUGAGAUCUCUGCGUGCUUUUUUAGUCUCCUGCUGGACAUUCUGAUGGUGGAAGGUCUGUCUAGCCUGCCACUGCUCGAAGACAAGGUGUCUGAUUGGCAGAUGUCACCUGCGAGCACCUUAAACAGCUGGUUCUCUGCCGACUCCAACUGGAUCGACCUGGUCCACCCGGCUCUUCUUUAUCUAUCUGGGGAAAGCAAAGGUACCUCUUCCAGUUUCACUCCGUUUGUGGAGUUCAAGGAGAAGACUCAGCAGUGGAAAGCAGUCGCUUCCUCUAGUGAUUAUGAGAAGGAGCUUGUGACUCUGUUUCAUGUGUGGCUGGAGACAAAGGACCAGAUAUUUAGCAAGGACAAUGAAAGCUUGGUGGAUCCCAGCACUCCAGUUCCUAGAGUAAGGACUGAUUAUAUGGUGCGGCCGAGCUCUGGGGAUGAAAAGCGCAUAUUUCAGGAGCAGGAGCGUCACCGCUACAGCCAGCCUCACAAGGCCUUCACUUUCCGUAUGCAUGGCUUUGAGUCCAUUGUGGGCCCUGUCAAAGGUGUUUUUGAUAAGGAAACCUCCCUGAACAAAGCUCGAGAGCACUCACUCCUGCGUUCUGACCGUCCUGCUUACGUCACAAUUUUGUCUCUUGUCCGUGAUGCUGCAGCCCGGCUACCGAAUGGAGAGGGAACGCGCGCUGAAAUCUGUGAAUUACUAAAAGAUUCCCAGUUCCUGGCACCUGACGUUACGAGUGCCCAGGUUAAUACUGUGGUAAGUGGAGCUCUGGACAGACUGCACUAUGAAAAAGAUCCCUGCGUGAAGUAUGAUAUCGGACGCAAGCUGUGGAUCUAUCUCCAUCGCGAUCGCAGUGAGGAAGAGUUUGAGCGGAUUCACCAGGUGCAGGCAGCAGCCGCCAAGGCGAAAAAAGCUCUUCAGCAAAAACCCAAGCCACCAACAAAGAUGAAAUGUGGCACCAAGGAAUUUCCCAUAAAGAGCUGUGGGACACCAGAACCCGGGCAGCUGAAUGAGUCUAGCAUGCCCCUUACACCGGGGACCCCCAGUACCCCAACCACUCCUGCACUUCCUUUGACACCUUUGUCCCCAUCAACCUCAUCCUCUGUCAGCAAGAUGGUAACUAACACUGGACCCGAAACAGCUAAAUCUAGCCCAAGUGUCCUCCUGAUGUCUUCUCCCACUAUGCCACAACUGAGCACUUUGCUGACUCAGUCUGCAACAAGCCAGGCUACGACUGUGACACAGACAUCCGGGCGCACUUCUGCUGUCCCCUCUUCUUCUGGAAUUUCCCAAGUACGAAUAGUCACACCAUCUACAGUAGUUCCAGCGACUCCACCACCAACAAUAGUGACCCAGGCCCUUUCUCCAACAGUGUCCCACAUCAGAAUGCCAGUUACUUCUACACCAACCAAGGUUAUACCACAGGUGGUGACAAUGCCGGUGAAGGCCCACAACGCUGUUGGUGUAGCUCGUCCAGGGACCUCCCUAACCACUCAGGGAGGAAUAGCAGUGACUGCCCUGAGUUCCUCAGCUAUAUCCAGAACAGUGGUCACUGCUCCAUCAAAUACGGGUCCCACCAUCCUUCAGAGCAUCACCGGACAAAGUAUCAUCAAACAGGUGGCACUGUCUGGGCAGCUAGGAAUGAAAACACAAACUGGUUCGAGCCUUCCUCUUUCGACCACUAAUAUUCGGAUCCAGGGUAAAGAUGUGCUGCGCCUCCCACCGUCUUCCAUCACCACAGAUGCCAAGGGGCAGACCAUUUUGCGCAUCACACCAGACAUGAUGGCUACACUUGCAAAAUCCCAAGUCACUGCUGUAAAGCUAUCACAGGAACUAUUUUCUGCGGCCCCAGUGAGCACCACUGGCAAGAGUCUAUUACAAGUAACGUCUAACCCAUCAUCACCAUCCCCUCCUGCGCCCGCCACCGUCAAGGUCACACCGGACAUUAAAGCAGUAGAACAGAGCGCCACUGGAUUCCGGCUGAUGCCAGCUCUUGGCGUCUCUGUAGCGGAUCAGAAAAGUAAGCCCGCUAACGCUGUGGAAGCCAAACCAGCCACCACCAUCCGGAUCAUGCAGGGACUUGGCAUGGUACCCCCCAAGGUUACAGCAUCGCAGAGCAUCACGGUGACUGCCAAGCCAGUGUCCAUUGCAUCCUCUACUGUAGUAAACACUGCAGCCAACUCCAAACAAGUCUGCAUUCCAACCAUGCACAGCACUGGAGUGAAACCCACACCAACCACUGUCACUGUGGGAGCCACCACUAUCAGACAGCUUCCUGUGACUACAUCUCAACAGGGUAAACUUCCAACGCGAAUCACUGUGCCACUGUCUGUACUCGGGCAACCAAUGAAAGGAAAGAGUUUAGUGACUACACCAAUCAUCAAGGGCAAUCUGGGCACGAACAUUAGUGGUUUGGGUCGUAAUAUCAUCCUAACGACUGUACCGGCUGGUACUAAACUUAUAACUGGUAACAAGCCAUUGAGCUUCCUAACUGCCCAGCAACUGCAGCAGCUCCAGCAGCAGGGUCAAACUACCCAGGUUCGAAUACAAACCGUCCCAGCUCAACAUCUUCAGCAAGGCUCAUCACCUGCAACACCCAAAACAGUGUCCACUGUUGUAGUAACAACAACCCCACCACCCAAACUGACCCAAGACCCACAGUGAAGUGAGAACAUCAAAGUCAUACCAGAGGCCAGUGGAAGGCUCAAGGUUUUGGUGAUCCUGCUUCGAUAUGAUGACUUUGGCCCUAUUGGUUGAUUUUCUAUGACAAGAGCGAGUUGAUUGUGACCGCUCCAUUCUGAUCCAGACAUUUCACUCUUGGGGUUAGUCAUUCCACCUGCCAGAAGUGCAUGUUUGUUUCCAAGUCAUCAAAAUCUGGCCACAUGUUUUCUGGACACGCUAAUUCCAGAGAGCGGUGCCCCUCCAUUUCCCUAGGAGUAGACCCAACUUUAGAAUUAUCUGUUCUAGGAUCCCUUGCUACAGAUAAUGGCAAUAUUGGUUUAACCUCUUUGGAGCCAAAAUAAAAAUGAGAAACAUUUCUUAAAUGAAUAAGUGGCAUUUGAGACUUCCUCAUUUUGAGGGAUACAAUAUGUUUGUGGUUAAUAUUUCAUGUAUUUUAUGCUGUGGAAUCCAAUGUUAAAUAUAUUUAAGAAUGACAACCUA